Messenger RNA from Nanorana parkeri, 3321 nucleotides. RefSeq names its product remodeling and spacing factor 1 (gene RSF1). Gene Ontology annotation, cellular component: RSF complex. Gene Ontology annotation, biological process: regulation of DNA-templated transcription. The record is from RefSeq and is a predicted model, not a curated record. The transcript has 12 exons. NCBI's taxonomy places the organism in Eukaryota, Metazoa, Chordata, Amphibia, Anura, Dicroglossidae. The coding region runs from base 1 to 3321 and encodes 1106 amino acids.
AUGCUUAUGCGCAAGGAGCGUCUUAAUGUUACAACGCCAGAAAUAACUUUGGCUGGCACGCUUAGCAGGGCUGGGGUGAAUGCCAGCCAUAUCCAGAGCUCAGAUAAGGGACAGAUAGGCCUUGUAGUUACUCUGAUCAGUAUCCUCGCCAUGAUUUGCAAAUACAAUGAUGAGGGGAAGAAGGGGGAGUGGCGACAGAGAGGAAGGGGCGGGGAAGAGCGGCCAGUCUCUCGGUGCAUUGAGGCUCCGGCUUCCCCGGUGAUCGCUCCGUCCGCUCCCAGCAAGGCGGGAGCAUGUCCGGACUACGCCGUGCUCUGCUCGUUCCUGGAGCGCUACGGCGCCGUGCUGGACCUGCCGGAGCUGACCUUCCCGGAGCUGGAAGAGGCGCUGGAGGAGACCAAAGCAGUGCCCAGAGCCCUGGUUGAACUUCAUUUGAAAUUAAUGCGGAAGAUCGGGAAGUCGGUCACGUUUGACAGAUGGGAGAAAUACCUAAUCAAGAUAUGUCAGGAUUUUAACAGUACGUGGGCCUGGGACAUGGAGCAGAAAGGCUACCUGGAGGCCAGCGUGGAGUGUAAAGUGGGCCUGCUGAAGCACUUGUGUGAGUGCCAAUUCGACGACAAUCUAAAGUUUAAGAACGCCAUUAACGAAGAGGAUGCUGAUCUGAUGCGCAUCCAGCCAAUCGGGAAAGAUAAGGACGGCUUAAUGUAUUGGUACCAACUGGAUCAGGAGCACAAUGUCCGCAUAUACAUAGAGGAACAGGAUGACCAGGACGGGUCUACGUGGAAAUGCAUUGUCAGGACCAGGAAUGAACUGGCAGAAACCCUGGAACUUUUAAAAGCACAAAUAGACCCGGCUUUACUGAAGAAAUCUGAGCCACAGGAUAGUACAUCUCAAGAAUGUCCGAAUCCAGAGGACGAGGAACUGAAAAAGGAGGAGGGCGGAGAGAAGCCAGAAGAGGAUUCAAAGGAAGGAAUCAAGCAGAAGUCGGAUCCCGCAGAUAAUACCACAAGUCCAGCAGAAAACGGUAGCACUGGUAAGCCUGGCGAUAAGGAGACCUUAAAAACAAUCAGUGAAAUAAAAACGGAGCCCCCCGAUGAAGAGGGUAUAAAGGCUUCCAAAGACGAAGGCGAUUCCUUUAAGGAGAACGUGAAGCCUGUGAAAGUUGACAUCAAAAGCGAAAAGGCAGACGCAAAAGACUUGAAGGAAUUAAAAGGGACUGCCGAUAAGGUCCCUUCCUCCCAGGAGCCCGAACACUCGGAAAUUUCUGUCAUCGUCAAGCGCACCGAAGAUCAUGUUGAAAAAUCCGUCGAGGAUUCAGAGAAAAUGAAAAACGACCAACAGGCCAAGAUCCCCUUGAAAAAACGGGAACUCAAGCUCCCCGAUGACUUCGACGGACCGGUUAAGACGUCGCUGUGUAAGUCCAAGACGCCUACAAAGGAACUUCUUCAAAAGGAGGAAGAGAAACCAGAGGACGACAGCACAAAGACGUCCGCUGCUCCCGCCACGGUUUCUGAAGGGAAGCAGUUGGUGAACGGAGAACUGAACGGUGACAAACCACGCAAGGCGAAGAUAGACCACGCGGAGAAUCUUAGCGCCACCCCUAGAGAAUCCAUCAUCAGCACAACAAAGGAAGAAAAUGGCAUCGUCGAGAAGAGGACUUCCAGCGUCAUCAAAAGUUUGCAUGAACUUAAAGAGAACAGCAAGCCUAGAAUCACUGAGAAUUUGGAAGAAGGCCCAAUGGACCUCAGCAAAGACAUCAUUAUUUCUUCAUCUGAGGAAACUUCUCCAAAGACCUCCUUAAAGGAAGGUUCAGCUCGGUCCGAAACACAAAAAUCCAGCGUGGACCCCAAAGGUGACGAGGAGAAAAAAGAAUCGGUUUCUUCUGUCGUGAAAGAAAAGCCAACCGAGACCAAGAAAGACUGUAAAAGGAGCACCAAUGAUUCUGAGGCUGUAAUGGAGGCCAAGGUUCCAAAGAAGCCUGCUAAAGUGUCCACGUCGGAUGCCCCUGAUGUUAAAAAGUUGCCCGAGGCUGAGAAAGCAGAGCCAUGCCCUUCUGAAGAGGACAAGAAAUCCUGCAACUCUGAAAAAGUAGAUGCGGACGGCAGUGAAGAGAAGACCGGAUCCAAGGCAGGAGAUGCAAAAAAGAAAGUAAGUGCAACUACUGCAAAGUCAAAAUUGUCCUCCUCCAGAAAAACAUCUGCGACAGCGAAGAAUUCUACGCUGAGCAAAGACAAGCCCACAGAAAGUAAAGAAAAGGAGGAGGAGGAGGAGAAGUGUGAGCCGGUGUCUUCUACUAAAGCCGAGGAGAAGGAGAAACAAGAGAAGAAGCCUUCAGAGGCAGAAAAGAAAACGUUCGGUUUGAGGAGCAAGCGGAGGGAAAAGCCGGCCGCGAAGGAAAGUGAGGACGCCGUUGCGGCUUCCGAGUCUAAAGAGCCGGAGGAGAAGACCGAGGGCAAGGACAAAAUCUCCGAAAAGCCGAGUUUACUUUCCAGAAAUAAGCGUAGGCUAGAUCCCGUGGCGGAAGAGGACAACAGCGGCCCGGAGAGCAAAGAGAUGACCUCCGAGAGGCAGAAGGACGGCAUCAAAUUGACAAUCCGCAUCUCCAACAAGAAGAGGAGGCCCGAGCUGCCCGUGGAGAGUAUGCCUGCAGAGGAUAUAGAGAACGAGGACAGUAUCGGGAGGAGGCUGAGGAGAUCUCCCAGGAUCUCAAGACCCGCCGUAAAGGCAACUGAGGUGAAAGGACGCAAGCCGGAGAAAAAGCAAAGCAGCGACGAGGAGGAGGAGGAGGAGGAGAAGCCCGAACCAGCAAAACCGGCCAGGGAGGAGAAGAAAGCGGAAAGGGAGCCGUGCCAGAAAAUAAAACCGAAGCCAAAACAAAAGCGAAGGACGCGGUGGACCAACUCCAGAUCACGACGCAAACGUAAAUCGUCCAGUGAGGAGGAGUCAGAGGAAUCAGACAGCGAGGAAGGGUCGGAGGAGGCGUCAGAAAAUGAGGAAAAAGAGGCAGGAGUUCCUGGGGAAGAUGACGAACCUUGCAAGAAGUGCGGACUUCCCAAUCACCCUGAGCUGAUUUUGCUGUGCGACUCCUGUGACAGCGGUUACCAUACGGCUUGUCUGCGGCCGCCCCUUUUGUUGAUCCCUGAUGGAGAAUGGUUUUGUCCUCCUUGCCAACAUAAAUUACUCUGCGAAAAACUGGAGGAGCAGCUGCAGAAUUUAGACGUGGUACUGAAGAAGAAAGAACGGGCAGAGAGAAGGAAGGAACGUUUGGUUUACGUCGGAAUCAGUAUUGAAAACAUCAUUCCUACACAAUCUCUUCUAUAG